Molecule: messenger RNA, 1849 nt
Organism: Lactuca sativa (garden lettuce)
Lineage: Eukaryota; Viridiplantae; Streptophyta; Magnoliopsida; Asterales; Asteraceae
Gene: ATNUG2
Product: GTP-binding family protein
Cellular component (GO): nucleolus
Molecular function (GO): GTP binding
Source: RefSeq, a predicted model, not a curated record
AUUGGUGUCGGUCUCGACCUCAUAUUUACCAUCUUCGAUUUGCGGGCGGCACAGAACUUGUAGGCGAUCAACUUAUCGUAGCAAGUUUGAUCGGAAAAAAUGGUGAAGAAGAAAGAGAGGUCAGUGAACGUUUCGGGAAAGCCGAAGCAUUCACUCGAUGUCAACAGAGAUGCCGGCAACAAGAACAAAAGUGGCGGCACCGCCCGUACCGCCGCCACCGUUCGUCGUCUUAAGAUGUACAAGACGAGGCCGAAGCGUGACAGCAAAGGAACAAUUCUCAAACACGAAUUGCAGUCAAAGGAGUUGCCAUCUACUCGCAUACAACCUGAUCGCCGCUGGUUUGGUAACACUAGAGUUGUAAAUCAGAAAGAGCUUGAAUUCUUCCGUGAAGAGCUACAAAGUCGACUCUCCAGCAAUUAUAAUGUCAUAAUGAAGGAGAGAAAGUUGCCAAUGUCCCUAUUGAAUGAUCAUCAGAAGCAAGCAAGAGUUCACCUUCUUGAUACCGAGCCAUUUGCUGAUGCAUUUGGACCAAAGGGGAAGAGAAAACGUCCAAAGCUAGCUGUCUCUGAUUAUGAAUCAUUAGCUAAGAGGGCCGAUGGUUCUCAAGAUGCUUUUGAAGAAAAACAUGGUGAUGAUCCAGUGGAUCCAAAUGCAGAUGGAUUCAGGGAUCUUGUUCGCCACACAAUGUUUGAAAAGGGUCAGAGUAAACGCAUUUGGGGUGAACUUUACAAAGUCAUAGACUCUUCAGAUGUUGUCAUCCAGGUACUCGAUGCUAGGGAUCCCCAAGGUACAAGAUGCCAUCAUCUUGAGAAACAUCUGAAAGAGCAUUGCAAACACAAGCACAUGAUCUUAUUAUUAAACAAGUGUGAUUUGACACCUCCAUGGGUUACAAAAGGAUGGCUUAGGGUCCUAUCUAGGGAAUACCCUACACUAGCAUUUCAUGCAAGCAUUAACAAGUCUUAUGGAAAGAACUCUCUUUUAUCUGUGUUGAGACAAUUUUCUCGCCUAAAAAGUGACAAACAAGCAAUAUCAGUUGGAUUUGUGGGGUAUCCCAAUGUUGGAAAAUCAUCUGUAAUCAACACUUUGCGUACGAAAAAUGUUUGCAAAGUUGCUCCAAUCCCUGGGGAGACUAAAGUUUGGCAAUACAUAACACUUACAAAGAAGAUAUUCUUGAUUGAUUGCCCUGGUGUUGUUUAUGGAAGCAGUGACACUGAAACUGAUAUUGUUUUGAAAGGAGUGGUGAGAGUUACAAAUUUGCAUGAUGCAACAGAGCAUAUUGGGGAGGUGUUAAAUCGUGUCAAGAAAGAGCACCUUGAAAGAGCAUACAAGAUAAAAGAAUGGGUGGAUGAGUAUGACUUUCUGCUUCAGCUAUGCAAGUUAUCAGGCAAACUACUGAGGGGAGGGGAACCUGAUCUGACGACUGCUGCAAAGAUGGUUCUUCAUGAUUGGCAAAGGGGUAAAAUACCCUUUUUUGUCCCACCCCCAAAACUAGAUGACACGUCAGCAGAAGGUGAAAAGAAAAGUGGUUUGGAGAAAGAUGACGUGGCGGUAGCUGAUGAAAACAGUAAAGAGUUGGCUGCUAAAAAAAGCAUUGAGAAUAUUGUUUCCUCACAGCAGUUAAAGGAUGUGCCUGUUCAAGUGGAUUUGUUCACUGAUAAUGAGUUAAAAGGGGAGGAUGCAAAUGAAAUGGAGGAGGGAUCGUAGAUACAUUUUGGUUAAAAUGGCAGUUUUGACUUUUGAGUGUUUUAGAGAAAAAGCUAUCUUUAUUUACUUUUUCAAUUGUAAGAGAUUAUCUGAUUAUUACAGUUUUAGUGACUUUGUUGGGAAUAUAUUUUACUAAGUUAUAACC